AUUAUGGGCAACUGGUUUGGACACGGCACGCACGGAGCGGUGCUUGGUUUAUGGUCGUCAUGUGCGUCUGUCGGUAACAUAUUAGGUACAAUGAUAGCUUCUCAUGCAUUACUUUAUGGCUAUGAGGUUUUUUUUACAAUUUAUGAUUUAUGCCUUCGGGUUCAAUGCUUUAUUAUUGUUACUUGGCAGUUUUGUCGUGCUCCUAUUUCUGCAUUCAUCCCCACGUUUCAACUCUUAACGGGGUUGGUGGAGCGUCCAAAGCCAGUUGGUUUCUUUCGUGCUUGGUUAUUACCAGGCGUAUUAUCGUAUUCGUUGGCUUACGCUUGUUUAAAGAUGGUUAAUUAUUCGUUCUUCUUCUGGUUACCGUUCUAUCUACACAAUAAUUUUCACUGGGAAGAAGCGGUUGCUGAUGCUCUAUCGGUUUGGUAUGACUGGGGUGGUAUAUUAGCAGCAGUUCUCGCAGGAGUUUUAUCUGACAAAUGUAGAUCUCGGACACCAAUUGUUGUAGCUAUGUUGGCAAUAUCAAUGGGUGCGCUGUUUGCAUACGCUAAGUCGCCUAAAGAUAUCGUCAUCAAUUCCCUGCUAAUGGCAGUAACAGGCUUUUUUAUUGGUGGUCCGGCAAACCUCGUUUCUGCUGCAAUAUCUGCUGACUUAGGAAAGGCUGAAGAAAUACGGGGUUCAGCCGAGGCAUUGAGCACAGUGACCGGUAUCGUUGAUGGUACCGGAAGUAUAGGUGCUAGCGUUGGUCAGAUACUGUUACCAGUAAUUCAGAAUUCAGCUGGUUGGAGCUCUGUAUUUUACAUGUUUAUUUUAAUGAUUUUUUUAACUGUGAUUUGUUUGCUGCCGCUAAUGUUCAAGGAAAUAAGAAGCCGCAGAAGAAUUCAUUAUGAAGCUUUACCUGAGGAUGACAACUAUGUGCAAACUUCAGUUGCUUCCGAUUCCGAACCUGAGCUUGACUCAGAUCAGUCAAUCAGGUCUUUGCCAUAA
Enterobius vermicularis (human pinworm) is the source of this 987-nucleotide messenger RNA. Lineage: Eukaryota; Metazoa; Nematoda; Chromadorea; Rhabditida; Oxyuridae. The record is from the annotation of a GenBank genome assembly.